Molecule: messenger RNA, 4501 nt
Organism: Neoarius graeffei (lesser salmon catfish)
Lineage: Eukaryota; Metazoa; Chordata; Actinopteri; Siluriformes; Ariidae
Exons: 15
Coding region: 125-4345 (1406 amino acids)
Cellular component (GO): nucleus
Molecular function (GO): histone methyltransferase activity; protein binding
Source: RefSeq, a predicted model, not a curated record
AAAGCCGCUGUUCGCCUCGACCAGAAGUCCCGUAAUACAAUAGAACGGAUUCGUUGCACUGAAUGUAUUGGCUGUGGGCUUUUCAUGACUAUAUCUUAUAAAGCUGAUCUUUAGGGCCUUUAGGAUGAGAAAUAAACGAGCCGAUGAGGUUCCCUGGAAGCGGCAUGAAUGCUUCGCGAGUAACUGCACCCAUUAUGCUAAUAAAUAUUGGAAAGCAAGCGGGAUCACGGUCCACAAAGCUGUUAUUAUGAGUUCCACGGGAGAUGGACAGCACUCUUCCAGGAAGUCUCAAGUUCCUGAUCCCUCACAGCUGCGUGAGGGUGUGAAAACUGAGACUACAGGUGGAAGGAUCUCUGAAGUCUGUGUAAAGAAAGAGGAGACACUGGAGCUGAACAUCACCAACCAUUUAGAUGGCCUUGACAACCCAGCUGAAGUUCUCUCCAUUAAAGGGGAAGAUCCUGAUACUAAAGACUACCUCUUCUGUGAAGCUUGCAAGGCCUUCUUCUUCAACAAGUGUGAGGUUCAUGGACCGCCCCUCUUCAUCCCUGAUACUCCUGUUCCAAUGGGAGUCCCUGACCGAGCCAAACAAACGCUUCCUUCCAGGCUAGAGAUUCGGAAGUCUGGUAUUCCUGACACAGGUCUGGGAGUGUUUAAUAAGGGGGAGACUGUCCCAGUAGGUGCACAUUUUGGACCCUACCAGGGAGAACUGGUAGACAGAGAGGAAGCCAUGAACAGUGGAUACUCCUGGGUGAUAUGCAAGAGCAUGCAGUGUGACGAAUACAUAGAUGCCAAAAGAGAAAUACAUGCAAAUUGGAUGAGGUAUGUGAAUUGUGCCCGUAAUGAUGAAGAACAGAAUCUUGUGGCAUUUCAGCAUCGAGGGGGAAUUCUAUUCCGUUGCUGUCGACCCAUUAACUCAGGACAGGAGCUCUUGAUGUGGUAUGAAGAGGAGUAUGCCAAAGAACUCAGUCCUGCAUUUGACUACCUCUGGAACAAAAAGUGCUCUACGAAUGAAGGAAACAACGCUCUGCUACAAGUCUUUUCCUGCUCCACAUGUCCUCUUUCCUAUGCAUCUCAAAUUUACCUUGAGAAACACAUCCAGAGAUGCCACUACGAAGCGUAUGUGAGACUGCUGGAAUCAGGAGAGAUUAAAUAUGAGCUUCAGAUCCCCUCCAAAGGCUCCAGUAGUCAGCCAACACCAUCUGAAACUCACGGUUCUGAUACUUCCCACAAUAAUGUACAGAAGGAAAUACACCACUGCUCAGACUGUGGAAAGAGUUUUACUCAGGAUGGUGCUCUCAGAACACACCAGUGCAAUCACGCAGGAGGAAAGUCACAUCACUGCUCACAGUGUGGAAAGAGUUUUACUCAUCAGAGUGCUCUCAACACACAUCAGUGCAAUCACACAGAAGGAAAGUCACAUUACUGCUCACAGUGUGGAAAGAGUUUUACUCAUCAAAGUGCUGUCCAACGACACCAGCGCAUUCACACAGGAGAGAAGCUGUAUCACUGCUCACAGCAUGGAAAAAGUUUUACUCCUCCGAGUGCUAUCAACACACACCAGCGAAUUCACACAGGAGAGAAACCGUAUCGCUGCUCAUUGUGUGGAAAGAGUUUUACUCAUCAGAGUAAUCUCCUUAAACAUCAGCGCAUUCACACAGGAGAGAAGCCGUAUCACUGCUCACAGUGUGGAAAGAGUUUUACUCAUCAUGGUGCUCUCAAAACACACCAGCGAAUUCACACAGGAGAGAAGCCGUAUCACUGCUCACAGUGUGGAAAGAGUUUUACUCAACAGAGCGCUCUCAAAACGCACCAGCGAAUUCACACAGGAGAGAAGCCAUAUCACUGCUCACAGUGUGGGAAGAGUUUUACUCAUCAGAGUGGUCUCCAUCAACACCAGCGAAUUCACACAGGAGAGAAGCCGUAUCACUGCUCACAGUGUGGAAAGAGUUUCACUCAACAGAUUCAUCUUCAGCGACACCAGAGCAUUCACACAGGAGAGAAACCGUAUCACUGCUCACUGUGUGGAAAGAGUUUUACUCAUCAUAGUGCUCUCAAAACACACCAGAGCAUUCACACAGGAGAGAAGCCAUAUCACUGCUCACAGUGUGGGAAGAGUUUUACUCAUCAGAGUGCUCUCAAAACACACCAGCGCAUUCACACAGGAGAGAAGCCGUAUCACUGCUCACAGUGUGGGAAGAGUUUUACUCAUCAGAGUGCUCUCCAUCAACACCAGCGCAUUCACACAGGAGAGAAGCCGUAUCACUGCUCACAGUGUGGAAAGAGUUUUACUCAGCAGAGUGCUCUCAAUACACACCAGCGCAUUCACACAGGAAAGAAUCCAUAUCUUUCCUCACACUGUGGAAAGAUGUUUACUUAUUCACUUCCAUUUAAGACCCACAAGUGCACUAAUUCUGAAACUUUGCAGGACUUAAAUUUAUUGCUGUCCUCCAGCAAGACCUGCUUGAAAGAGAUAUGGAGGAGGCUAGGAGAAGAAACAUUAGGAGAAGAAAACCCAGAAGGAUUUAAAACCUCUUUCUGCUUUAAAACCCUGAGAGCUGUUAUGAGUUCAGCAGGAGACAGACAGCACUUCUCCAGGAAGUCUUGGGCUCCUGAUCCCUUACAGUUGUGUGAGAACAUGAAAACAGAGGCUUCAGAUGGAGAGACAGCUGAAACGUUGAAAGUCUGUGUGAAGAAAGAGGAGACAGUGGAGCUGAACAUCAACAACCGUUUAGACAGCAUCAACAACCCACCUGCAGUUCUCUCCAUUAAAGGAGAAGAUCCUGACAAUAAAGACUACCUCUUCUGUGAAGUUUGCAAGUCCUUCUUCUUCAACAAGUGUGAGGUUCAUGGACCGCCCCUCUUCAUCCCUGAUAUUCCUGUUCCCAUGGGAGUCCCUGACCGAGCCAGACAAACUCUUCCUCCUGGGUUAGAAAUUCAGAAGUCCAGCAUUCCUGACGCAGGCCUGGGAGUGUUUAAUAAGGGGGAGACUGUUCCAGUAGGUGCACACUUUGGACCCUACCAGGGAGAACUGGUAGACAGAGAGCAAGCCAUGAACAGUGGAUACUCCUGGGUGAUAUGCAGGAGCAUGCAGUGUGAAGAAUACAUAGAUGCCAAAGGAGAAAUGCAUGCGAAUUGGAUGAGGUAUGUGAAUUGUGCCCGUAGUGAUGAACAGAAUCUUGUGGCAUUUCAGCAUCGAGGGGGAAUUUUUUACCGUUGCUGUCGGCCCAUUCACCCAGGACAGGAGCUCUUGGUGUGGUAUGAAGAGGAGUAUGCCAAAGAACUCAGUCCUGCGUUUGACUACCUCUGGAACAAAAAGUGCUCCAUGAAUGAAGGAAACAACGCUCUGCUGCAAGUCUUUUCCUGUUCCACAUGUCCUCUUUCCUAUGCAUCUCAAAUUUACUUAGACAAACACAGCCAGAGAUGCCACUACGAAGAAAAUGUGAGACUAUGGGAAUCAGGAGAGAUUAAAUAUGAGCUUCAGAUCCCCUCCAAAGGCUCCAGUAAUCAGCCUACAUCAUCUGAUCCUCUCAGUUCUGACACUUCUCACAAUGAUGAACAGAAGGAAAUUCACCACUGCUCAGACUGUGGAAAGAGUUUUGUUCAUCAGAAUGCACUCAAGACACACCAGUGCAUUCAUGCAGGAAGAAAGUCACAUCAGUGCUCACAGUGUGGAAAGAGUUUUACUCAACAGAGUAAUCUCCAAAUACACCAGCGUAUUCACACAGGAGAGAAGCCGUACCACUGCUCGCAGUGUGGAAAGAGUUUUACUCAUCAGAGUAAUCUCCAACAACACCAGCGCAUUCACACAGGAGAGAAGCCGUAUCACUGUUCUCAGUGUGUAAAGAGGUUUACUCGACAGAGUGCUCUCCAGCGACAUCAGCGCCUUCACACAGGAGAGAAGCCGUAUCACUGCUCACAGUGUGGAAAGAGUUUUACUCAUCAGAGUGAUCUCCAACGACACCAGCGCAUUCACACAGGAGAGAAGCCAUAUUACUGCUCACAGUGUGGAAGAAGUUUUGGUCAUCAGAGUAAUCUCCAAAAACACCAGCGCAUUCACACAGGAGAGAAGCCGUAUCACUGCUCACAGUGUGGAAAGAGUUUUGGUCAUCAGAGUGCUCUCCAUCUACACCAGCGCAUUCACACAGGAGAGAAGCCGUAUCACUGCUCACAGUGUGGAAAGAGUUUCAAUCAACAGUCUCAUCUCCAAAAACACCAGCGCAUUCACAUGGGAGAGAAACCGUAUCGCUGCUCACUGUGUGGAAAGAUGUUUACUUAUUCAGUUACAUUUAAGACCCACAAGUGCACUAACUCAGAGACGUUGCAUGAUUUAAAGUUGUUGACUUAAACAUGUUUAGUUUUGGCUGAAAAUUCUGUAAUUUUUAAACUUUUUUUUCCAUUUUAUUAAUCAAGAUUUUAUUAAUCUUGACUUUCUGUGGAAGGCAAAAUAUGUAAUCUUUUAUAAUGUUUAAAAUAAUAAGGCAAUGUCUUCUUUUGAUCUUAA